AUGUGCGAGUAUAGAGUCUCAGAACCUGACAGCUAUUCGUCAGUCGUUAAAGUGAACCAAGGUGCCGUUGCAGCGCGAAUCUUUAAGGCAUUGUCGCAACGGGUAUCCAUCAAGCCGCGAGAGCCCAAGGUCGUUACCUGCGAGAAAUGGACUGAGAAGGAUACACGUGACGCUUUUGAUGCCAAUCCGCCUCCUUCAGAUGGCAAGAUUGCUGAAGCAGUACAACAUGCUGUGGUGCAAGCGCCGGCUACCUUUGAGAAGUGGGCUUACGAUGAGUCUUGUGACGUUGCUGAUAGCAGAAAGUGA
This is a messenger RNA of Parastagonospora nodorum SN15, 306 nucleotides long. RefSeq lists its product as hypothetical. The record is from RefSeq and is a predicted model, not a curated record. The transcript is spliced from 2 exons. Bases 1 to 306 code for a protein of 101 amino acids. NCBI's taxonomy places the organism in Eukaryota, Fungi, Ascomycota, Dothideomycetes, Pleosporales, Phaeosphaeriaceae.